Messenger RNA from Folsomia candida, 946 nucleotides. RefSeq lists its product as uncharacterized. The record is from RefSeq and is a predicted model, not a curated record. The transcript has 3 exons. Bases 295 to 816 code for a protein of 173 amino acids. NCBI's taxonomy places the organism in Eukaryota, Metazoa, Arthropoda, Collembola, Entomobryomorpha, Isotomidae.
UGCUGGGAUAAACAUGUAGAAGGAGGCGAAUUUAGGAGGGUUUUAAAGAAGUUGGCACUUUUCUCGGGCAUUGAUGCACCCAUGCUUCAAUGUGGACUGAGAAGUUGAUCAGCAUUCCCGAGCUCCGAGCGAAAUCUUGUGUCGUAUGUACAUAGUGUUUCAGGAUAAUAAAUAUUUUGAUCUUUACUUACGGUGUUUACGAUAUGGUGAAAAUAUUUUUUUGGUUUUAAAAUUGUAUAAUUUGUGCAAGAAAUUUUGGAAAUUUUGAAUUUUUAAAGAGCAACAAGAAAUAUAAUGUGCUUGUCAGUUCGGGGAGCAGCGUAUUAUGGAGCAAGUUUGCAUAUCACAAUCGCACUCUUAUUUCUGGGAGGAUUCUUUGUAGAUGUGGUCGGAAUUUCGGAAGUUUGGCAUAAUCCAUACGCGACAUAUUUCUCCCUCAUACUCGCAUUUAUCUACAUUUGUCUCUUUCUCGGAUUUGGACUUUUGAUAUUUCGAGGCGUGGAACUGGAAUCAGUCCGAUUACUAAAAGGAUCCGUCGCAGGAUUCCUGGUCGUACAAAUCAGCGCAUUUCUCGUCUACUUGGCUCUCUUAAAUCUCACCCACUCGAGAAAAGGGGAGGAGUCGGAGAAACGGAGGAGAAAUGCGAUUCCAACGUUGUCACCGCUAGAUGAAAUCGUCACCGAAAUUGAAGACAUCCCGAUCAUAACGCUACUUCAAGUUAUCGCCCUCGUCCUGGGAAUUGCAACGACGUUCGCCUACGUGGCAGUUGUGGUCACAUAUGUACGGAAUUUAUGUCCCGGGCGGAGGCGUGGGUGAUGAUGACGAAGUGCAAAAUAAAGAAAUUGCGUAUGGAAAAGGACUGAAUUUUGCGAAAAUGUGAUUUGUCAUGCAUGAAAAAGAUAUAAUUUAACAAAAAAAAUAAAUUACGUCGUUGCGUAUUAAUGGA